AUGUCGCGGCUCUCGAUGGCGACGCUGCUCCUGCUCUCCCUUGCGCUGGCGACGGCCCCGCGCCUCGCCGUCGUGGAGGCGGUCGUCGUGGAAGGCCUGAGGGUGGGGUUCUACAACAGGACGUGCCCGGACGCCGAGCAGGUGGUCCGCGACGUGGUGAUGAACGACUACGCCAUGGACCACACCAUCGCCCCGGGCCUCAUCCGCAUCUUCUUCCACGACUGCUUCAUCACGGGGUGCGACGCGUCCAUCCUGCUGGACGAGUCCCCGUCGGGCGACAUCCCGGAGAAGGAGUCGUCGGCGAACGGGUUCACCCUGCACGGCCUGCAGACGAUCGACGUGGCCAAGGCGAGCAUCGAGGCCAUGUGCCCGCGCACGGUGUCGUGCUCCGACAUCCUGUCGUUCGCGGCGCGCGACGCGGCGGUGGCGGCGGGGCUGCCGAGCUACGAGGUGGCCGGCGGGCGGCGCGACGGCACGCACUCCCGGAUGGACGACCUGCCGGGCAACUUCCCGGUGCCGGGGCACACGGUGCCGCGGCUGACGGAGCUGUUCGCGAGCCGGGGCCUGUCGCAGGAGGACCUGGUGACGCUCUCCGGGGCGCACUCCAUCGGGGGCGCGCACUGCUUCAUGUUCUCCAACCGCAUCUACGGCUUCUCCAAGACGGCGGACAUCGAUCCGUCGCUGGAUCCGGCGUUCGCGCAGCGGCUGCGGAAGAUGUGCCCGCGGCCCAGGCCGGACGACAACCCGCAGCAGGCGCCCAAGGUGAACUUCGACGAGCGCACCGGGGAGAAGCUGGACAACGCCUACUACCAGGAGCUGCUGGCGCGGCGGAGCCUGCUGACCUCGGACAACACGCUGGCGCUGGACCCGCAGACGAGGCCGCUGGUGGAGCAGUACGCCAAGGACGACGCGCUGUUCCAGCAGAGGUUCGGGGAGGCGAUGCAGAAGGUGAGCGCGCUGGACGUGAUCAUCAAGAAGAACAAGGGGCAGAUCAGGCGGGACUGCCGGAUGGUGAACAAGGCCAGGGGGGUACGCUGGAUGCCCAUCCACUUUCUCAAGCCCCCCAAGCACCCCAUGCUCCAGAUGAUCAACUGGUUCAUCCGUGGCUUCCAGCAGAACUAA
Triticum turgidum subsp. durum (durum wheat) is the source of this 1122-nucleotide messenger RNA. The record is from the annotation of a GenBank genome assembly. NCBI's taxonomy places the organism in Eukaryota, Viridiplantae, Streptophyta, Magnoliopsida, Poales, Poaceae.